Phalacrocorax carbo (great cormorant) is the source of this 2462-nucleotide messenger RNA. Lineage: Eukaryota; Metazoa; Chordata; Aves; Suliformes; Phalacrocoracidae. The record is from RefSeq and is a predicted model, not a curated record.
AUAACAUAAAUGUCUAAUGGUGGCGAUCAUGGCUUGGCAGAGCGGCAGGCGGCCGGAGGGAGGGCGGGAGGCGCGGGGCGAGCGGCGGGGCGCGCCGCCGGCGCCCGGGAGGAUGGUGUCCCAGCUGAGCGCCCUGCAACGGGAGCUCCUGGGCGCCCUGCUCAGCUCCGGAGCCACCAAGGAAGGGUUGAUCCGUGCCCUGGAGGACAUGGUGCCAGCCGCCGGCUUCGGCGUCAAGCUGGAGAGCCUGCCGCUCUCCCCCGGCGGGCCGCCCGACGGCAAGGCCGCCUUCCCCACACUGGCCAACGGGCACAGCAAGGGCAAGCUCUCCGGUGACGAGGGCUCGGAGGACGGCGACGACUUCGACACGCCUCAGAUCCUCCGCGAGCUGCAGGCGCUCAACACGGAGGAGGCCGUGGAGCAGCGGGCCGAGGUGGAGAGGAUGAUCAGCGAGGAUCCGUGGAGGGCGGCGAAGAUGAUCAAGGGGUACAUGCAGCAGCACAACAUCCCGCAGCGGGAGGUGGUGGAUGUCACCGGCCUCAACCAGUCGCACCUCUCCCAGCACCUCAACAAGGGCACCCCCAUGAAGACACAGAAAAGAGCCGCCCUCUACACGUGGUACGUCCGCAAGCAGCGGGAGAUCCUUCGGCAGUUCAACCAAACAGUCCAGGGUUGUGGAAAUAUGACAGACAAAAGCAGUCAGGAUCAGCUGCUGUUUCUCUUUCCAGAGUUCAAUCAGCAGAACCAGGGGGCUGCCCAGCUCGACGACACCUGCUCUGAAACCCCCAGCAAGAAGAUGCGUCGCAAUCGGUUCAAGUGGGGGCCGGCCUCCCAGCAAAUCUUGUACCAAGCCUACGACCGCCAAAAGAACCCCAGCAAGGAGGAGCGCGAGGCUCUGGUGGAGGAGUGCAACAGGGCUGAGUGUCUGCAGCGAGGGGUGUCUCCCUCCAAGGCUCACGGGCUCGGCUCCAACCUGGUGACGGAGGUCCGCGUCUACAACUGGUUCGCCAACCGGCGGAAGGAGGAGGCUUUCCGCCAGAAGCUGGCCAUGGACGCCUACAGCUCGGGCCAGCCCCCACACAGCAUGAACCUGCUGCUGUCCCAUGGUUCCCCCCACCACAACCAGCCCAGUGCCUCACCUCCCAGCAAAAUGCCAGGGGUCCGGUACAGCCAGGCGGCGAGUGGCGAGGCAGCAUCCUCCGGGGCCAUCAGCCACCACGGUGGCGGUGCCAUGGUCACCACCAGCCAGGCGGUCCUGCAGCAGGUCUCCCCGGUCAGCUUGGACCCAGGCCACGGUUUGCUCUCGCCCGACGGUAAAAUGAUCUCCGUUUCGGGGGGCGGGCUGCCGCCGGUGAGCACCCUGACCAACAUCCACAGCUUGUCCCACCACAACCCACAGCAGUCCCAGAACCUCAUCAUGACGCCGCUCUCAGGAGUCAUGGCCAUCGCACAGAGUCUGAACACCUCGCAGGCGCAGAGUGUACCUGUUAUCAACAGCGUUGCCGGCAGCUUGGCAGCUCUACAGCCAGUCCAGUUCUCCCAGCAGCUCCACAGCCCGCACCAGCAGCCGCUGAUGCAGCAGUCACCCAGCCAUAUGACGCAGCAGCCUUUUAUGGCCACCGUGACUCAGCUGCAGAACUCGCACAUGUAUGCACACAAACAGGAGCCGCCCCAGUAUUCCCACACCUCCCGCUUCCCCUCAGCGAUGGUGGUGACGGAUACCAGCAGCAUCAGCACGCUGACCAAUAUGUCUUCCAGUAAGCAGUGUCCCCUGCAAGCCUGGUGAUGCUCCACACCUCGCUGCUUUUGCACAUAGCAACGGGAUCUUAUUUUCCACAACAUCCCGCCGGUGACCCGCGUGCCGAGCCCAGGGAGUCGCCAGAGCGAAGCCCAGAGCUGCAGCGAGGAGCCCGUCAACUCAAAACGGAGCUGGAGGCUCGAGACUCCCCGUCGCCCUUCUGUGCCCUGCCGGGGACAAGCUCGGAUUUGCGGGGUGCCCACCCGGCACUGAGCCUCUCCUUCCCUCCGCGCAGUAUUUCCAAGACUUGUCUUGGGGAAUUUUUUCUUAAGUAUUUGCCUUCCAAGAGGCUGUUGGCUCUCCUGAGGAACUAGGAACAAGCUGUACUGGGGACUGGCAGAAAGGGAAGAUGGAUAAUAUUUAAGUUAUACUCCUCCACCUGAUGGACUGAGAGGGACUUGGGUCUGUUACUUGGUGUUUGGAAGGAGGAAUUGCGUGUGCUGUUGAACUGAGCCAAUUAAACUGUAAAUAUAGGUACAGUCCACUCCACCCUCACCCUUCCCUGCUCCUAUACAUAGAGAUUUAUAUAAAAGAGGUAAAUUUUGUCCAAUGGAUGUAAACUACUGUAAUCAAGUGCAAUUCCCCCAUCUGUAUAUAUUGUUCCCAAACCUCUUCUCUUUCUCCUUUUUUUUUUUUUUUUUUUUUUGGUAAAGGUCAGAGCUGA